AAUAUUAAUCCGAUUUUGGUUUGAUAAGUUUAGCUGUUUGGGAAAAAAAUACAUCCUGGGCUGAUUUUGAAGUUUCAUACAUUCAUAUACAUGACACAUUGACACGCAAACAGCCAAGAGCCAAGCCUUUCUCCCCUCCCCAUUAUCAGCUACCCACCAACCGCCAUGAAUGGAAGUAUUAAAACAUCGGCAAGAUUAGACAUCAGCAUGGGGCCCAUGAUGAUUUGUUAACCAUCUGAUCUAUUCUAGAGUUUAAGUGGACCAUUCAAGGCCGUCCAGAUCAACAACAAUAUCAAAGCUCAAUUCCGCAAUAAAGUGACCAAACGACUCACGUUUUUGAUACAUAACCUCUUUGAAAUUCAACUUUCCACCUACUGUAUCAAUAUUCUAUUGCUCAGAGUCGCGCCACCGUGGAGGGUGGAGCUAGUCAGCUAGGAGCUACGUAUUAAAAGUCAAAAAUGCCCUUGGUUGACAUUCGAUUCGCCGUUCUCUCGAGGCACUUCCGUCAAACGUGCAACAUGCGUAAGUUUUUCAAGCUUUUCAGAGACAAGUAAGCAACCGUCCGUUUCUGUUCGACUCUCUCUCUCUCUCUCUCUCUCUUCUUUCCAAAAUCAGAGAUUUGAUCCUUGAGAGAUAACAAAGGAAGCCCAAAAGAUAAUAACAAGGAGCUCACUGCCCCGUUGCUUUAUCUCUUCUUCGGAUUUUCAAUCUCGGCCUCCCCACUGUUCCAUUCUUACAUUAAAAAAAAAAAGUUCAAAGUUCAAACGCACCUAGCAAAAUCCGGCUCUCCUGACCAGCUCCGCUGCUGACUUCUUCGUCUCAAAACGGUGGUUUCUUCUGCGUUGGUUUGUCUGUGCUAUUUUCUUCUUCGUCGUCGUCUGGUUUAGCAUUUCUGUUUCGCAUUUGUUAUAGCCUUAUAGGAAGAAUACAUUAUUGAAAGUCUUGGACUUUGGGUUUAAUACAAACCUUUGGCUUUCUUGCUGUCUUAUAGUUAUUAUCCUUCCUAUCUUGAUAGUUGAGAUUUUUUCGAGAUCUGUCUGAGAACCCACUCUCUGAUAUCGAUCUUUUACGCCGGUUUUGGUGGUGGGCAUUGUCGUUCUCCGUUUUCUUUGUUGAAUUGAAUGUCAGCAUUAAAGAUUGGUCUUUUCAAUUCAGCUUUUCAGAAACCAACUUUAGGCUAUAGCGUCUGGGAUACCGAGUCGGUUAUUUCGUACAACCGUGGAGGUAUUUGUUUACCUGGAAAGCUGGUGGUUUUAGUGGAUUUCUGUUUUCUUUCUUUCCUUGGAUUUUUCAAUUUUCUCUCUUCUUUCCUUUUUCUUUUAUAUUAUAUAUAAUUUUUGCCGGUAUCUUGCUUUCCACUUGUCUGCAUUGCAUAGUGCUCUGCUCUUCUCCACGAUCUCAGCUUUUCUCGGAUAAACCGCUGGAUUUUUGCAGACCCCGUGAAACCCAGCUGCAAGUAACCGUUCUUUUUCCCACCUCAGUUUAGUAGAAAAAUAAGGCUAAAAAAAAAAAAAAACUCACUUUGUUUUAUAUAUAAACCCCACUGAUACCAUCCAUCUCGAAUCCCAUCCGCUUUUUGAUAACCUAUCUUGUUUAUUUGAAAAAUCGAAUUCUUUCGACCACCAUUUCUGGUGGUAUACGGUGAGGCAGUAAUCUUCCAUAAAAAAAAAGCAUGACAAGGCUCUGGUUUCUGUUGGUUUUCUUUUCUGUUCUGCUGGGCUCUAUUGCUGUUGAGGGUCUCGGUGUGAACUGGGGAACUAUGGCAACGCAUAAGUUGCCGCCUAAUACUGUAGUUCAGAUGAUGAAGGACAAUGGUAUAAAGAAGGUGAAGCUAUUCGACGCCGAUCAGAAUACAAUGAGUGCGUUGGCUGGGACCGAGAUUGAAGUGAUGGUUGCCAUUCCAAAUGAUCAGCUUGCGGUGAUGAACGACUACGGCAGAGCUAAAGACUGGGUUAAGAGAAACAUCACUCGUUAUCUUUUCAAUGGAGGAGUAAACAUCAAGUAUGUGGCUGUGGGGAAUGAGCCAUUUCUCGCCUCAUACAACAAUUCAUUUUUGAAUGUCACUUUCCCUGCUCUUCAGAACAUCCAGGAUGCACUGAAUGAGGCUGGCCAUGGAGACAGCAUAAAGGCUACUGUACCUUUAAAUGCUGAUGUCUAUAAUUCACCUUCUGAUAAUAGUGUCCCUUCUGCUGGAAGAUUUAGAUCUGAUAUCAGCGACCUCAUGACUCAGAUUGUGCAGUUCCUUAACAAGAAUAAUGCUCCCUUCACUGUCAACAUAUACCCUUUCCUAAGUCUCUAUGCCAAUGAAAACUUCCCCCUGGAUUUUGCCUUCUUUGAUGGGACACCAAACCCUCUACUUGAUAAUGGGAUACAGUACAACAAUGUUUUUGAUGCCAACUUUGAUACGUUGGUUUCAGCUCUCAAGGCUGUGGGAUUUGGCGAAAUGCCCAUUUUGGUUGGGGAGGUGGGUUGGCCCACAGACGGAGAUAAGAAUGCCAAUGUGGGUCUGGCUCAGAGGUUUUAUAAUGGUCUCUUGCCUCGACUUGCAGCUAACAAAGGCACUCCUUUACGACCUGGGUACCUGGAAGUUUACUUGUUUGGCCUGAUUGACGAAGAUGCCAAGAGUAUUGCUCCUGGGAACUUUGAACGCCAUUGGGGAAUCUUCAGAUAUGAUGGGCAGCCCAAAUACCAAAUGGAUCUCUCAGGUCAGGGCCAAAAUACUUUUCUCGUGGCAGCAAAGAACGUGAAAUAUCUACCUCAAAGAUGGUGUGUCCUCAAUCCAAAUGCCGAGGACCUGAGCAAACUUGGAGAGAACAUUAAUUUUGCUUGCACCCACUCUGAUUGCACUGCACUUGGCUAUGGGUCAUCUUGUGGCAACUUGGAUACUCAGGGGAAUGCUUCUUAUGCAUUUAACAUGUAUUACCAAGCUCAGAACCAGCAAGAUUUGAGCUGUAAUUUCCAAGGUCUGGCCAUGGUAACGACACAGAACGCUUCACAAGGGAAUUGUAACUUCACCAUUCAGAUCUCACCGUCUUCCCCCCUUGCGCCUUCACUAAUAGCAUCAGCAAUUCUGCUGGUAGUUGUGUUUUUCUUUGUCUAGUCAUUGUUGCUAUUAGAGAGCUCACAAUGUAACAGUUCUUAUUCUUGUUUAUUUGUUUAUUUUUGCUACUCUUUUCAUUUGCAUUGUAGACUUUUAGGUUAACGUGGUUCAUUAAAUUCUUUUAAUAAAUCCCACCUGGGUUUUGAGUUCCUUGAGCUGCA
Messenger RNA from Nelumbo nucifera (sacred lotus), 3261 nucleotides. RefSeq names its product glucan endo-1,3-beta-glucosidase 8-like. Gene Ontology annotation, molecular function: hydrolase activity, hydrolyzing O-glycosyl compounds. Lineage: Eukaryota; Viridiplantae; Streptophyta; Magnoliopsida; Proteales; Nelumbonaceae. Gene Ontology annotation, biological process: carbohydrate metabolic process. The record is from RefSeq and is a predicted model, not a curated record.